Messenger RNA from Leptonychotes weddellii (Weddell seal), 1127 nucleotides. NCBI's taxonomy places the organism in Eukaryota, Metazoa, Chordata, Mammalia, Carnivora, Phocidae. The record is from RefSeq and is a predicted model, not a curated record.
AGCGGAAGUGCGUCACAGGGGCGGGCGGCGGCGACGGCGGGUGGUGUCGGGGGCGCCUCCGGCGGACGGUGGUGGCGCCGGGCGGAGAGGCCGCGGUUGACCGGGUCGUUGAGGGGCGGCGGUGAGCUCGGGCCUGAGCGGCGGUGCCCGGGGGCGCGGGCGGAGCCCUGCGCCGGCCCAAGGCCCCAGCAAUGGCAGCGGCUACCAUAGUGCACGACACGUCGGAGGCGGUGGAGCUCUGCCCGCCGUACGGCCUGUACCUGAAGCCCAUCACCAAGAUGACCAUCAGCGUGGCGCUCCCGCAGCUGAAGCAGCCCGGGAAGUCCAUCUCCAACUGGGAGGUGAUGGAGAGGCUGAAGGGCAUGGUGCACAGUCACCAGUUCUCCACGCUGCGCAUCUCCAAGAGCACCAUGGACUUCAUCCGCUUCGAGGGUGAGGUGGAGAACAAGAGCCUGGUCAAGUCCUUCCUGGCCUGCCUGGACGGCAAGACCAUCAAGCUCAGCGGCUUCUCCGACAUCCUCAAGGUGCGCGCCGCCGAGUUCAAGAUCGAUUUCCCCACCCGCCACGACUGGGACUCUUUCUUCCGCGACGCCAAGGACAUGAACGAGACGCUGCCGGGGGAGCGGCCAGACACCAUCCACCUGGAGGGCCUGCCCUGCAAGUGGUUCGCCCUCAAGGAGUCGGGCUCCGAGAAGCCCAGUGAGGAGGUUCUGGUCAAGGUGUUCGAGAAGUUCGGGGAGAUCCGCAACGUGGACAUCCCCAUGCUGGACCCCUAUCGGGAGGAGAUGACUGGCCGCAACUUCCACACCUUCAGUUUCGGGGGACACUUGAACUUCGAGGCCUACGUGCAGUACCGCGAGUACGUGGGCUUCAUACAGGCCAUGAGCGCCCUGCGCGGGAUGAAGCUCAUGUACAAGGGUGAGGACGGCAAGGCCGUGGCCUGCAACAUCAAGGUUUCCUUUGACUCCACCAAACACCUGAGCGACGCCUCCAUUAAGAAACGGCAGCUCGAGAGGCAGAAGCUUCAGGAGCUGGAACAGCAGAGAGAAGAACAAAAGCGCCGAGAGAAGGAGGCCGAGGAGAGGCAGCGAGCGGAGGAACGCUGCCGCCGCCGAGACACCGAGUGA